GGCGAGGCUUGCUCCACGAGGUCGGUCCCAGGGGAGCGAGCGGGCGCGCCGAGGGGCGAGCGGCCAGAGCCCGGGAUGGAGCCCCGCGAAAGGACGAGGCUCCCCGCCUCACUGGAGGGAGACCCGAGGGAAGAAAGCAAAUUAAAACGUGGAAUUUCCCGAGACUUGAUUCCUUCUCCCAAAAUAGACAGAUACAAAAUAGCAAGACAAUUAACGGAAAAGGCCAUCAAGGAAAAGAAGAUUUUCUCCAUCUAUGGGCACUACCCAGUGAUACGGGCCGCCCUUCGAAGAAAGGGUUGGGUGGAGAAGAAGUUCCACUUUCUCCCCAAGUUCCUCCCGAAUGUGGACGAUGACAGUGCGGGGGUGACGGAAUGUAAACGUGCUGAAGGCAAAGAAGGCCAAGAAACGGCUCUGGAGAAGACAGACGACAUCCACGAUGUGAUGUCCAGGUUGGUAAAAAAUGAAAUGCCGUACUUCCUCUGGACCAUCAAAAGGGACGUCAUUGACUAUCACAGCCUGAACUGUGACCAGGUGCUGAACCACUUUGGGAAGACGGCUUCCUUCACCACCAAGAUCGGGCUGUGUGUGAACAUGCGGAACCUGCCGUGGUACGUCCAGGCCAACCCUGACUCCUUCUUCCCACGCUGCUACGGCCUCUGCACCGAGAGCGAGAAGCAAGAAUUCCUGGAUGACUUCCGGCGGACGGUGGCCUCCAGCGUCCUCAAGUGGGUGGUCAGCCACCAGAAGUCCUGCAGCAGCAGCGGACCCGGCCGCAGCGGGGAGGCCGGCGGCAGCGGCCCCGGCAGCAGGAAAGGUCCCGAGAAUGCGGAAUCCAAGCCCACGGGCCUCCCCGGGGAGCUAGUGGACACCGCGUGCAAGGCGUGCCAGGCCUACCUGGGGCAGCGGGAGCACAGGGACAUCGACGGCUCCAGGGACGCCGGCCGGGGCCUCACGGAGGACGAGUGGAAGGACCUGACGCAGCAGUACUACUCCCUCGUUCACGGUGACGCUUUCAUCUCCAAUUCAAGAAAUCACUUUUCGCAGUGCCAGGCUCUGCUGAACAAAAUCACAUCUGUGAACCCUCAGACAGAGAUCGAUGGGCUUCGGAACAUCUGGAUCAUCAAGCCAGCAGCCAAGUCCCGUGGCAGAGACAUCGUGUGCAUGAACCGAGUGGAAGACAUCCUGGAGCUGGUGGCCGCAGACCGCCCCUCUGCCAGGGACAACAAGUGGGUGGCGCAGAAGUACAUCGAGACCCCGCUGCUCAUCUACGACACCAAGUUUGACAUCAGGCAGUGGUUCCUGGUCACCGACUGGAACCCCCUCACCGUCUGGUUCUACAAGGAGAGCUACCUGCGGUUUUCCACACGGCGCUUCUCCCUGGACAACCUGGACAGCGCCAUCCACCUGUGCAACAACUCGGUCCAGAGGCGCCUGAGGAACGAGGAGGACCGCAGCCCGCGGCUGCCCUGCCACAACAUGUGGACCAGCACCAGGUUCCGCCAGUACCUGCAGAAGCGGGGCCGCGGGGCCGUGUGGGCGGACGUCAUCUACCCGUCCAUGAAGCGGGCCAUCGCCAACACCAUGAAGGUGGCGCAGGACCACGUGGAGCCGCGCAAGAACAGCUUCGAGCUGUACGGAGCCGACUUCGUCCUGGGCCGCGACUUCCAGCCCUGGCUGAUCGAGAUCAACUGCAGCCCCACCAUGCACGCGUCCACGCCCGUCACGGCGCAGCUGUGCGCCCAGGUGCAGGAAGACACCAUCAAGGUGGUGGUGGACCGCAAGGUCGACCGCAACUGCGACACCGGCAACUUUGAGCUGCUGUGGAGACAGGGCUGCCCAGGGAGUGCCCAGCGCCCUGCCUCGUGUGCCGCGGUUCGCUGCCGCCCGCGCGGCCCUGCAAGCGCUGCCGCUCCUUCUGCGCCGCGGUCCUGCAGGGCGCCUCCUUCGUGCCCCUGGGCAGCGGGCGAGGCGGCGGCGCGUGGACACCGUGACGCCGAGCACCGGGACGCCGAGGACCGAGCGGGGCCGACGCGCCCAGGCCCCGCGGCCCCUAGAGCGUGGCUCGUUUCUUUGGAAACCUGCACUUAGACGAGAGACCUUGUAUGCAGAGUUAUUUUAGCGAAA
Hyaena hyaena (striped hyena) is the source of this 2124-nucleotide messenger RNA. It is a transcript of the gene TTLL8, whose product is annotated as tubulin tyrosine ligase like 8. Gene Ontology annotation, cellular component: cilium. The transcript is spliced from 13 exons. Gene Ontology annotation, biological process: cilium assembly; cilium movement; protein polyglycylation. The coding region runs from base 76 to 2088 and encodes 670 amino acids. The record is from RefSeq and is a predicted model, not a curated record. Gene Ontology annotation, molecular function: protein-glycine ligase activity, initiating. Lineage: Eukaryota; Metazoa; Chordata; Mammalia; Carnivora; Hyaenidae.